UAUAAAUGUAAAAUCAUCUUUCCAUCGACUCUAUGAGGCAUUCGAAUGAUGCAGAGAGGUUGUUGGAUCCAGCGGUUGGGGCGGUGUCUGAGCCUGGUUCAGCUGUUGCUCUAGCCUUCUGGCUCGCCAUCUUCGUCUCCAUCUCACAAACUCAACCAUCACUGAACUUCCGCAUAUGCAUACACCAAAUCCAGCAAAUGUUGACAGAAGAACUGACAGUACUGGCUGCAACUUCACCUGUUACCACCCAGAGGUCGAAUUUUAGCAACAAAAACUUUUGAGUUUAUAGACUGAUAUAUGAUAAAGGUUGCACAUUUAUGUCGAGUUUUGUUCGUAAGGAUCUCAAAAGUC
Messenger RNA from Arabidopsis arenosa, 351 nucleotides. The record is from the annotation of a GenBank genome assembly. Lineage: Eukaryota; Viridiplantae; Streptophyta; Magnoliopsida; Brassicales; Brassicaceae.